CUCCACUUUUAUUUUCAAAAUAUACACUGAAACACAUGAAAUUCAUUGACUAUUGUAACGUUUAAAUAUAGUACUACAAUAAGAAAACUUUCAGAAAUGAUGAUACACAUAUCCAUUCUCUUCUCCACAGCUUUAUGCCUUUUUGUUUUAUUUUGACAUGAGAAUUUGAACCUUCUUUCCCUCUUCACUUCUUUUUUCUAGAAUAAAAAAGUGGCAUCUCUCUACCAAAUCAGCAGCCUACUAUUGAUAAUUUGAAACCUUAUUAACAUGCAUUAAUAUUCCACCAUUCUCAACUUACCCUCAAAUCUUAACCAUUCAUCUCUCUCUCUCUAAAUCACACCAUCUUUCUCUCUCUUCAAAAUCUCCCAUGCCUCCCGUCGAUCUCGAGAAUCUGGUCUCCGCCUGCGCCGGCGGCGUCUGCAGCGACAGCAAAGUCACAUGCGAGACGCUCGCGGGCGACAGCGACGAUGACGGCGUUGUUGUCGCCGAUCCCGACCUUCCGCCGGAGUCCUUCUGGCUGUCGAAGGACGCGGAGUACGAUUGGUUCGAACACCACACCUUCUUCGAGCGGAAGGAUUCCGGCGGCAAAGGCGGCUCGGGUCUGACUGCAGACGUGCAGUCGAACUCGAGCUUGCAGCGAUUCUCCUUCAGCAGGAAGUCGAAAGCCGCGAUCCUUGGAUUGCCGAAGACGCAGAAGGCGACCUUCGUCGAUCCGAAGCGCCGGCGGUGCAAUAAACAGGCGACCGUGCGGCUUUUCCCGAAACGAACCGAACCGGCCGGGAAAUCGGCGGUUCCGGUCGAACCGGGUUCGCCCAAGGUUUCUUGUAUCGGGAGGGUCCGGUCCAAGCGCGGCCGGCGCCGGUCCGGUUCGGUGAGGAGGAGGGAGAAGGCGGCGGAGAAAUUGAGGAGUGGCGGCGGGGAGAAGGGGGAGAAGAAGCAGAAGGCCGGGUUUUAUUCAAAGAUGAUGGGGAUGUUCCGGUCGAAGAGGAGCCGGAGUAAGAAGGCGCCGCGGUCAGGGUGUAGGAGGGCGGCGGAUGAGACGAAGGCUGGGGCGGAGCUGCAGCGGUGGAGCGCGAGUUCGAGAGUGCGGGAGGUGGCGGGUGGGGGCGAGGCGCCCGGUUUGGGUGGGUUGAACCGGUUUGCUUCGGGGCGGCGGUCGGCUUCUUCGUGGGCGGGUGAGGAUUUGAGUGAGACGGUUUCCGGUUCGGACUGGCACGUGGGAGUUGUGAGUUGGAGCUAACGCGUGCAUUGAAUGUUUUUUUGUGUUUUUAAUUAUAUAGAGUGGGAUAUUUAGAGAAAAAAAAAACAAAAUGGAUAAUGAAAUGGGGAAAUGAGUGUUAAUUUGCAUAUCAAAUUCAUGUAAAUAAUGAAGUACACUUUCUUGUUUUUUUGGUGAGAAUUAGAACAAGUAAGUCGUUUGAUUA
Salvia splendens (bonfire salvia) is the source of this 1424-nucleotide messenger RNA. RefSeq lists its product as uncharacterized. The record is from RefSeq and is a predicted model, not a curated record. The transcript has a single exon. NCBI's taxonomy places the organism in Eukaryota, Viridiplantae, Streptophyta, Magnoliopsida, Lamiales, Lamiaceae. The coding region runs from base 368 to 1240 and encodes 290 amino acids.